Molecule: messenger RNA, 938 nt
Organism: Ciona intestinalis (vase tunicate)
Lineage: Eukaryota; Metazoa; Chordata; Ascidiacea; Phlebobranchia; Cionidae
Source: RefSeq, a predicted model, not a curated record
AAAUAGAGUUGAAUUAAAUAUCUGCCGCACAAGUUUACCUCCCAAGACAUGAAGAAUAUUUGUUGAUGAAGAGAAUUUUGAACCCAAGAUUUCUCUCAAGAGUCCAACUUAAGAUGACAAGAACUAAAAUUAACCCAAAGUCCACACUUUCUGCUGCUUCUGCUCAUUUGAGCUCUGAAAAUAUAACGGAUACUUUGAAAAGGAAAACAGAAUGUACAGAAAAUGAACUUGAUUUCUUUAAAAGGCGAAAACAAUAUAAUAAACAAUUGGUUUGUAUGCCUAAAGUAGAAGAGAAUGAAAGCCCACCUUGGAGUCACAUGGUGUAUGCGCUUGACUGUGAAAUGGUAGAAUGUCUAUACAGUAUUAACUCCUUGGCAAGAUGCUCUGUGGUUGACUAUUGGGGUUCGGUGGUUCUCGACCUUUAUGUUAAACAAACAUCCGAAGUAACGGAUUAUCGCACCAAGUACAGUGGUAUUCAACCCAAACAUGUUAUGUCCGAUGAAUCAAUUUCAUUCAAACAAGCUCAAAGUCAGGUUUUAAAUUUGUUAAAGAACAAAAUUGUGAUCGGGCACAGUUUAUUCUUCGACACACGCGCGUUAAAGAUAAAUCUUCCCACUGAACAAACCGUUGAUAUUUCAAAGUUAUCGCUUGUCAUGGAGAAAAUGAACAACUUGGGAUACAGAACCGAACAUACGUUUUCACUGAAGAAACUUGCGCGCCAUUUGUUGAACCGAAAAAUACAGACACACACACACUGUUCUGUAGAAGAUGCCACUGCCACCAUGGAUAUUUUUAAGUCUGUAUCUGAUUCCUGGUUUACGGAAAACCAACCAUUAUUUAAAGAUUACCUCAGUGGUGCUUAUUUUGAUGACCGCUACUGGCCGCCACAUGUAGACAACAACCCUUAAAGUGCUUUCAUAAUAAAUAGUUUUCAAUUA